AAAAAUAACAAUUAGUUAUUUAUUAAUUAUUAUAAAAAUAUAUUUAACCAACAAGUUUAAACAAAAUGUCAAUAAUAUUUAAAAAUUUAUUAUUGACAAAUGUACAAAAGUACUCAAAACAUAUAACAAAACUUUGUAGUACAGCUGUUGAUAUUGAAAAAAUAUCAAAUAAUACAACACCAAUAAUAUCAGUCAAUAAAUAUUUAAAUGAAGAAUUACUUUAUCAAAAAAAACGUCAAGUAUGGAUUGAAAAUUUAGAUACAAUUAAUGAAAAAAAAGUUGGUAUUGUUGAAUUACAUCCAGAAAUAUAUGCAGCAAAACCAAGAAUUGAUUCUCUUUGGGAAAAUAUCAGAUGGCAAAGAUAUUAUAAAUUUGUGAGUUUUGCACAUGCUAAAACACGAGCUGAAAAAGCAGGUAGUACACGUAAACCAUGGCCUCAAAAAGGUCUUGGUAGAGCUCGUCAUGGAAGUAGAAAAUCACCUUUGUUUCUUCAUGGUGGUAAAGCACAUGGACCAAGAUCACCAGCAACAUAUUUUUACAUGUUACCAUUCUACAGUCGUGUUAAUGGAUUAACAACAGCUCUGUCAAUUAAAUUAGCACAAGAUGAUCUACAUAUUGUUAAUGAUUUAGAAAUACCAUCAAACAGUAGUUCAUACAUUGAAGAUUUAAUGGUUGAAAGAAAUUGGGGACCAUCUGUUUUAUUUAUUGAUACUGAUGAUAUUAUGCCUGAAAAUAUUACUUUGGCAACUGAUGAAUUGGCCCAUGUCAAUAUGAUGCCUGUUUAUGGAUUAAAUGUCUUUAGUAUGCUAAAACAUGAUACACUUGUUUUAACUCAUCGUGCUGCUCGUAGAAUUGAGGAUAAAAUACUUCAUCAUUUAAACAGACCAGACAAUGCAAAAUUCCUCAAAAGAUUCAGAACAAAUCAAGUAUAA
Messenger RNA from Aphidius gifuensis, 932 nucleotides. It is a transcript of the gene mRpL4, whose product is annotated as 39S ribosomal protein L4, mitochondrial. Bases 66 to 932 code for a protein of 288 amino acids. Gene Ontology annotation, cellular component: ribosome. The record is from RefSeq and is a predicted model, not a curated record. NCBI's taxonomy places the organism in Eukaryota, Metazoa, Arthropoda, Insecta, Hymenoptera, Braconidae. Gene Ontology annotation, biological process: translation. Gene Ontology annotation, molecular function: structural constituent of ribosome. The transcript is spliced from 3 exons.